This is a messenger RNA of Dama dama (fallow deer), 16089 nucleotides long. RefSeq names its product mucin 2, oligomeric mucus/gel-forming (gene MUC2). NCBI's taxonomy places the organism in Eukaryota, Metazoa, Chordata, Mammalia, Artiodactyla, Cervidae. The record is from RefSeq and is a predicted model, not a curated record. Bases 34 to 15966 code for a protein of 5310 amino acids. Gene Ontology annotation, cellular component: extracellular matrix. Gene Ontology annotation, molecular function: protein binding. The transcript has 49 exons.
UGGGCGCUCUGCCCUGCCGUCCUUCUGGCCACCAUGGGGCUGCCGCUGGCCCGCCUGGCGGCCCUCUGCCUGGCUCUGACCUGGGCCGGGGGCACGGAGCUCCAGAGAGAAGGCAGAACCCGGAACCACGGCCACAGCGUGUGCAGCACCUGGGGAGACUUCCACUACAAGACCUUCGACGGCGACGUCUUCCGCUUCCCCGGGCUGUGCGACUACAACUUCGCCUCGGACUGCCGCGACGCCUACAAGGAGUUCGCCGUGCACCUGAAACGCAGCCCCGGCCGCAGUGGGGGCCCGUCCCAGGUCGAGUACAUCCUGCUGACCGUCAAGGACGACACCAUCUACCUGACCCGCCAGCUCGCCGUGCUGAACGGGGCCAUGGUCAGCACUCCGCACUACAGCCCGGGGCUGCUCAUCCAGAAGACCGACACGUACACCAAGGUCUACUCCCGCGCUGGACUCACGCUCAUGUGGAACCGGGAGGACUCGGUCAUGCUCGAGCUGGACAGUAAGUUCCGGAACCACACGUGCGGCCUCUGCGGGGACUACAACGGCCUGCAGACCUACUCGGAGUUCCUCUCCGAGGGUGUACCCUUCAGCCCCGUCGAGUUUGGGAACAUGCAGAAGGUGAACAAGCCCGAGGUGGUGUGCGACGACCCCGAGGAGACGGUGGUCCCCGAGUCCUGCUCCGAGCACCGUGCCCAGUGCGAGCGGCUGCUGACGGCUUCGGCCUUCGCGAGCUGCCAGGGCCUGGUGCCCGUGGAGCUGUACGUGCAGGCGUGCACGCAGGACCGCUGCCAGUGCCCACAGAACGCCUCCUGCGUCUGCAGCACCAUCGCCGAGUUCUCCCGCCAGUGCUCCCAUGCCGGCGGGCGGCCGGAGAACUGGAGGACCAACGCGUUCUGCCCCAAGAGCUGCCCUGGGAACAUGGUCUACCUGGAGAGUGGCUCGCCCUGCAUGGACACCUGCUCACACCUGGAGGUCAGCAACCUUUGUGAAGAGCACCGCAUGGACGGCUGCUUCUGCCCAGAAGGCACUGUGUAUGAUGACAUCGCGGGCGGCGGCUGCAUCCCCGUGAGCCAGUGUGGCUGCAGGUUGCACGGACACCUGUACAAGCCCGGCCAGGAGACCACCAACAACUGCAAGCAGUGUGUCUGCAACACCGGCCGCUGGGUGUGCCAGGACCUGCAGUGCCCCGGGACCUGCAGCCUGGAGGGCGGUGCCCACAUCUCCACCUUCGACGGGAGGAAGUAUACCUUCCACGGGGACUGCUACUACGUGCUGACCAAGACCCAGAACGACUCCUACGCCCUCCUGAGCGAGCUGGCCCCCUGCGGCUCCACGGACAAGCAGACCUGCCUGAAGACGGUGGUGCUGCUGGCCGACAGCAAGAAGAACGUGGUGACCUUCAGGUCAGAUGGCAGCGUCCUGCUGAAUGAGCUGAAGGUGAAUCUGCCCCAUGUGACAGCGAGCUUCUCCAUCUUUCAACCGACCUCCUACCACCUCAUCGUGACCACCACCUUCGGCCUCAAGCUGCAGAUCCAGCUGGUGCCGGUCAUGCAACUCUUCCUGACGCUGGACCAGGCCGCCCAGGGCCGCGUGCAGGGCCUCUGCGGGAACUUCAACGGCCUCGAAGGGGACGACUUCAAGACGGCUGGAGGGCUGGUGGAGGCCACGGGCGCCGGCUUUGCCAACACCUGGAAGGUCCAGGCGAGCUGCCAGGACAAGCUGGACUGGCUGGACGACCCCUGCUCCCUCAACAUCGAGAGCGCCAACUACGCCGAGCACUGGUGCUCCCUGCUGAAGAAGACCGAGACCCCGUUCGAGAGGUGUCACUCCGCCGUGGACCCAGCCGAGUAUUACAAGAGGUGCAAGUAUGACACGUGCAACUGCCAGAACACGGAGGACUGCAUGUGCGCUGCCCUGUCCUCGUACGCCCGCGCCUGCGCCGCCAAGGGCGUCAUGCUGUGGGGCUGGCGGAAGCACGUCUGCAACAAGGACCUGAACUCCUGCCCCAAGUCACAGGUCUUCCUGUACAACCUGACCACCUGUCAGCAGACCUGCCGCUCACUGUCUGAGCCUGACACCCACUGCCUGCAGGGCUUCGCGCCCGUGGACGGCUGCGGCUGCCCUGACCACAUGUUCCUGGAUGAGAAGGGCCACUGCGUGACCCUGGCCAAGUGCUCCUGCUACUACCGCGGCCUCUACCUGGAGGCGGGGGAGGUGGUCCUGAGGCAGGAGGAGCGAUGCGUCUGCCGGAACGGGAGGCUGAGCUGCAUACAGGUCAAGCUGAUCGGCCAGGCCUGCGAGGCCCCGAAGAUCCACGUUGACUGCAGCAAUGUGACGGCGCUGGCCAUCCGGAACCCUAGGCCUGUCAGCUGCCAGACGCUGGCUGCCGGCUACUACCAGACAGAGUGCAUCAGUGGCUGCGUGUGCCCCGAGGGGCUGAUUGACGAUGGCCGGGGUGGCUGUGUGGUGGAGGAGGCGUGCCCGUGUGUGCACAACAACGACCUGUACUCACCUGGGGACAAGAUCACGGUAGACUGCAACACCUGCACCUGCCAGAAAGGGCGCUGGGCGUGCACCCAAUUGGUGUGCCAUGGCACCUGUACCAUCUACGGGAGCGGCCACUACAUCACCUUCGAUGGGAAGUACUAUGACUUCGAUGGACACUGCUCCUACGUGGCCGUGCAGGACUAUUGCGGCCAGAACACCUCCCUGGGUUCCUUCAGCAUCUUCACUGAGAAUGUGCCCUGCGGUACCACGGGGGUCACCUGCUCCAAGGCCAUCAAGAUCUUCAUUGGGAGGACGGUGCUGAAGCUGGAGGACAAACACUGCAUGGUGAUCCAGCGUGAUGUGGGCGACCACGUGGCCUACUUCAUGCGGGAUGUGGGCCAGUACCUGGUGGUGGAGGCCAGCAUCGGGGUCAUCGUCAUCUGGGACAGGAAGACCACGAUCUUCAUCAAGCUGACCCCCUCCUACCAGGGCACGGUGUGUGGCCUGUGUGGGAACUUCGACCAGCGGUCCAACAACGACUUCACCACGCGGGACAGCAUGGUGGUGGACAGCGAGCUGGACUUCGGGAACAGCUGGAAGGAGGCCUCCACCUGUCCGGACGUGACGACCACCCCGGAGCCUUGCGCCGUGAACCUGCACCGCCGCUCCUGGUCGGAGAAGCAGUGCAGCAUCAUCAAAAGCCGGGUUUUCCAGCUCUGCCACAGCAAGGUGGACCCCAUGCCCUUCUACGAGGCCUGCGUCCAAGACUCGUGCUCCUGCGACACUGGCGGGGACUGUGAGUGCUUCUGCUCCGCCGUGGCCUCCUACGCCCAGCAGUGCACCAAGGAGGGCGCCUGCGUGUACUGGAGGACACCCGACCUGUGCCCCAUAUUCUGCGACUACUACAACCCCCCGAAUGAGUGUGAGUGGCACUACGAGCCUUGCGGGAACCGCAGCUUCGAGACCUGUCGGAGCGUCAACGGCAUCCACUCCAACAUCUCCGUGUCCUACCUGGAGGGCUGCUACCCCCGGUGCCCAAAGCACAGCCCCAUCUACGACGAGGAGCUGAAGGCGUGUGUCACCAGGGAUCAAUGCGGCUGCUACAUCAACAACACUCGCUACACACCAGGAACGUCCGUCCCCACAGGGCACAUCUGCCACUCUUGCAUGUGUACCGACUCCUCGACAGUUGUCUGCUGGGUUGAUGAAGGGAGGAUUGUCAACAUCACCCAGGACGGCUCCUUCUGCUACUGGGAAUUCUGUGGCCCCAACGGGACGGUGCAGCAACACUUCAACGUCUGUGUGUCCACCUCAGCACCCCCAACCCCCAUUCCGACAACCCCCGCCACCACCACCUCCACCAGCACCAGCAUCACUCCGACCCCCAGCACAGCGCCACCUUCCUCAUCACCCACCACCGUUAACUGCUGCUCCUGGUCCGACUGGAUCAACAAUGACCAUCCCAGAGCUGACAGUGAUGGCGGGGACCGAGAGACGUUUGAUGGUGUCUGCAGGGCCCCCCAGGACAUCGAGUGCAGGGCAGCCAUGGAGCCCCUGCUCAGCUGGGAGACGCUGGGCCAGAAGGCUCGGUGCGAUGUCUCUGUCGGGUUCAUUUGCAAGAAUGAAGACCAGUUUGGAAACGGACCUUUUGGGGUCUGCUACGACUACGAGAUACGAGUCUAUUGCUGCCAGGAGAAGGAUGACUGUCCUACCUCAACCCCAACCACCACCCUGCCAACCACCACCCCAACCACCACCCCACCGACCACCACCCCAACCACCACCGAAACCACUCCACCAACUCCCACAACCACCCUGCUGACCACCACCCCGACCACCACCCCACUGACCACUCCACCAACCCCCAUCCCGCAGAGCACCACACUGGCCACCACUCCACCGACCACCACCCCACUGACCACCACCCCAACCACCCCACCAACCACCAUCCCGCCGACCAUCGAACCAACCACUACUCUGCCAACCACCACCCCACUGACCACCACCACCACCUCCACCCCACCAGCCACCACCUCACCAACCACUGUCCCAACUGGAACCACUACAAUCACCACAGUGACACCAACCUCUUCGUGUUUGCCAGACUGCAGAUGGACUGGCUGGCUGGAUUCUGGUAAACCGAACGAUACCAAAGCAGAUGGAGACGUUGAAUCCCUUGAGAACAUCUGUGCGAGGGGCUGGGUAGCCAACAUCUCUUGCAGAGCCGCUGACUAUCCUGAGGUUCCCCUCCAAGAGCUUGAGCAAACUGUGGUGUGUGACACCUCUAUUGGGCUUGUGUGCAAAAACCAGGACCAGAAGCCAGUGGGAGCCACUCCCACGUCUGCCUGCCUCAACUAUGAGAUCGACGUCUACUGCUGUUUUGUUCCAUCUAUCUGUUUCACCACACCUUCGACCACCACUACGGAGACCCCAGGCUCAUCAUCUACCACCCCUUCAUCAGAGACACCAGGUCCUACCACUACAGAGACCCCAGCUACAACACCCUCCACAGCUUCAACUGGGACUCCGAUGCCACCCUCUAGCACCACCUCAAGAGAGACAGCAACCACUGCACCAACAACCACAGUGACCCCAAGACCGCCAUCUACCACUACUACAACAGAGACUCCAACCCCAACACCCACCACCACAGAGACCACCACCCCCACCACUACCACAGAGACCACCACCCCCAUCACUACCACAGGGACCACUACCCCCAUCACUACCACAGAGACCACCACACCCACCACUACCACAGAGACCACCACCCCCAUCACUACCACAGGGACCACUACCCCCACCACUACGACAGAGACCACCACCCCCACCACUACCACAGAGACCACCACCCCCACCACUACCACAGAGACCACCACACCCACCACUACCACAGAGACUACCACCCCCACCACUACGACAGAGACCACCACUCCCACCACUGCAACAACCACAGUGACUCCAACCCCAACACCCACUACGACAGAGACCACCACCCCCACCACCACCACAACCACAGGGACCCCAACCCCAACACCCACCACCACAGUGACCCCGAGCCCACCAUCUCCUACCACAACAACCACCACUGUCUUUCCAAGCACCCCCACAUCCACAGUGACAACCCCCAGUAUAACAGCCACACCUACACGGGAAACCACUACCACCCCAGCCACAACCACAUCUACCCUAGAAGGGACCACCACAGUGACACCAACCUCUCCAUGUUUGCCAGACUGCAGAUGGACUGGCUGGCUGGAUUCUGGUAAACCAAAUUAUACCAAAGCAGGUGGAGACAUUGAAUCCCUUGAGAACAUCUGUGCGAGGGGCUGGGUAGCCAACAUCUCCUGCAGAGCAGCCAUGUUUCCCAACAUCCCCCUCCAAGAGCUUGAACAAACUGUGUUGUGUGACAUCUCUGUUGGGCUUGUGUGCAAAAACCAGGACCAGAAGUCAGGGGGAGCUACCCCCAUGUCUUACUGCCUCAACUAUGAAAUUAACGUCUACUGCUGUUUUCCUAAUGUUAAACCUCACUGUGUAUCCACACCUUCGACCACCACUACAGAGACCCUAGGCUCAUCAUCUGCCACCCCUUCAUCAGAGACUCCAGGUCCUACCACUACAGAGACCCCAGCUACAACACCCUCCACGGCUUCAAUUGGGACUCCGAUGCCAAUCUCUAGCACCACCUCAAGAGAGACAAGAACCACCACACCAACAACCACGGUGACCCCAAGCCCGCCAUCUACCACUACUACAACAGAGACUCCAACCCCAACACCCACCACCACAGAGACCACCACCCCCACCACUACGACAGAGACCACCACCCCCACCACUACCACAACCACAGAGACCCCAACCCCAACACCCAGCACCUCAGAGACCACCACCCCCACCACUACCACAGAGACCACCACCCACCCCACUACCACAACCACAGAGAUGCCAAGGCCUCCAUCUACCACCACCACCACAGAGAUCCCAACUCCAACACCCACCACCACAGUGACCCUGAGCCCACCAUCUACCACCACCACAACCACCACUGUCUUUCCAAGCACCCCCACCACAUUGCCAUCCACAGUGACAACCCCCAGUAUAACAGCCACGCCUGCACGGGAAACCACUACCACCCCAGCCACAUCCACGUCUACCACAGAAGGGACCACCACAGUGACACCAACCUCUCCGUGUUUGCCAGACUGCAGAUGGACUGGCUGGCUGGAUUCUGGUAAACCGAAUGAUACUAAAGCAGAUGGAGAUGUUGAAUCCCUUGAGAACAUCUGUGCGAGGGGCUGGGUAGCCAACAUCUCCUGCAGAGCGGCUGACUAUCCUAAAGUUCCCCUGCAAGAGCUUGAACAAACUGUGGUGUGUGACACCUCUGUUGGGCUUGUGUGCAAAAACCAGGACCAGAAGUCAGGGGGAGCCACCCCAACACCUGCCUGCCUCAACUAUGAGAUUGACGUCUACUGCUGUUUUGUUCCACCUUUCUGUGUCACCACACCUUUGACCACCACUGCGGAGACCCCAGGCUCAUCAUCUACCACCCCUUCAUCAGAGACCUCAGGUCCUACCACUACAGAGAUCCCAGCUACAACACCCUCCAUGGUUUCAACUGGGACUCCGAUGCCAACCUCAAGCACCACCUCAAGAGAGACAAGAACCACCACACCAACAACCACGGUGACCCCAAGCCCGCCAUCUACCACUACUACAACAGAGACUCCAACCCCAACACCCACCACCACAGAGACCACCACCCCCACCACUACUACAGAGACCACCACCCCCAUCACUACCACAACCACAGUGACCCCAACCCCAACUCCCAGCACCUCAGAGACCACCACCCCCACCACUACCACAGAGACCACCACCCCCAUCACUACCACAGAGACCACCACCCCCACCAUUGCCACAGGGACCACCACCCCCACCACUACCACAGAGACCACCACCCCCAUCACUACCACAGAGACCACCACCCCCCCCAAUACCACAACCACAGUGACCCCAACCCCAACACCCAGCACCUCAGAGACCACCACCCCCACCACUACCACAGAGACCACCACCCCCAUCACUACCACAGGGACCACUACCCCCAUCACUACCACAGAGACCACCACCCCCAGCACUGCCACAACCACAGUGACCCCAACCCCAACACCCAGCACCUCAGAGACCACCACCCCCACCACUACCACAGAGACCACCACCCCCAUCACUACCACAGGGACCACUACCCCCAUCACUACCACAGAGACCACCACCCCCAGCACUGCCACAACCACAGUGACCCCAACCCCAACACCCAGCACCUCAGAGACCACCACCCCCAUCACUACCACAGAGACCACCACCACCACCACUACCACAGGGACCACCACCCCAAUCACUACCACAGGGACCACUACCCCCAUCACUACCACAACCACAGUGACCCCAACCCCAACACCCAGCACCUCAGAGACCACCACCCCCAUCACUACCACAGGGACCACCACCCCCAUCACUACCACAGGGACCACCACCCCCACCACUACCACAGAGACCACCACCCCCACCACUACCACAGAGACCACCACCCCCAUCACUACCACAGAGACCACCACCCCCACCACUACCACAGGGACCACCACCCCCAUCACUACCACAACCACAGUGACCCCAACCCCAACACCCAGCACCUCAGAGACCACCACCCCCAUCACUACCACAGAGACCACCACCCCCAGCACCGCCACAACCACAGUGACCCCAACCCCAACACCCAGCACAUCAGAGACCACCACCCCCAUCACUACAACAGAGACCACCACCCCCAUCACUACCACAGAGACCACCACCCCCACCACUACCACAGGGACCACCACCCCCAUCACUACCACAACCACAGUGACCCCAACCCCAACACCCAGCACCUCAGAGACCACCACCCCCAUCACUACCACAACCACAGUGACCCCAACCCCAACACCCAGCACCUCAGAGACCACCACCCCCAUCACUACCACAGAGACCACCACCCCCAGCACUGCCACAACCACAGUGACCCCAACCCCAACACCCAGCACCUCAGAGACCACCACCCCCACCACUACCACAGAGACCACCACCCCCAGCACUGCCACAACCACAGUGACCCCAACCCCAACACCCAGCACCUCAGAGACCACCACCCCCAUCACUACAACAGAGACCACCACCCCCAUCACUACCACAGAGACCACCACCCCCAUCACUACCACAGGGACCACUACCCCCAGCACUGCCACAACCACAGUGACCCCAACCCCAACACCCAGCACCUCAGAGACCACCACCCCCAUCACUACCACAGAGACCACCACCCCCAUCACUACAACAGAGGCCACCAUCCCCAUCACUACCACAGGGACCACCACCCCCACCACUACCACAGAGACCACCACCCCCAUCACUACCACAGGGACCACCACCCCAAUCACUACCACAGGGACCACUACCCCCAUCACUACCACAACCACAGUGACCCCAACUCCAACACCCAGCACCUCAGAGACCACCACCCCCAUCACUACCACAGGGACCACCACCCCCAUCACUACCACAGGGACCACCAUGCCCACCACUACCACAGAGACCCCCACCCCCACCACUACCACAGGGACCACCACCCCCAUCACUACCACAGAGACCACCACCCCCACCACUACCACAGGGACCACCACCCCCAUCACUACCACAACCACAGUGACCCCAACCCCAACACCCAGCACCUCAGAGACCACCACCCCCAUCACUACCACAACCACAGUGACCCCAACCCCAACACCCAGCACCUCAGAGACCACCACCCCCAUCACUACCACAGAGACCACCACCCCCAGCACUGCCACAACCACAGUGACCCCAUCCCCAACACCCAGCACCUCAGAGACCACCACCCCCAUCACUACCACAGAGACCACCACCCCCAUCACUACCACAGAGACCACCACCCCCAUCACUACCACAGGGACCACCACCCCCAUCACUACCACAGGGACCACCACGCCCACCACUACCACAGAGACCACCACCCCCACCACUACCACAGGGACCACCACCCCCAUCACUACCACAGAGACCACCACCCCCACCACUACCACAGGGACCACCACCCCCAUCACUACCACAACCACAGUGACCCCAACUCCAACACCCAGCACCUCAGAGACCACCACCCCCAUCACUACCACAACCACAGUGACCCCAACUCCAACACCCAGCACCUCAGAGACCACCACCCCCAUCACUACCACAGAGACCACCACCCCCAGCACUGCCACAACCACAGUGACCCCAACCCCAACACCCAGCACCUCAGAGACCACCACCCGCAUCACUACCACAGAGACCACCACCCCCAUCACUACCACAGAGACCACCACCCCCAUCACUACAACAGAGGCCACCAUCCCCAUCACUACCACAGGGACCACCACCCCCACCACUACCACAGAGACCACCACCCCCAUCACUACCACAGGGACCACCACCCCAAUCACUACCACAGGGACCACCACCCCCAUCACUACCACAACCACAGUGACCCCAACCCCAACACCCAGCACCUCAGAGACCACCACCCCCAUCACUACCACAACCACAGUGACCCCAACCCCAACACCCAGCACCUCAGAGACCACCACCCCCAUCACUACCACAGAGACCACCACCCCCAGCACUGCCACAACCACAGUGACCCCAUCCCCAACACCCAGCACCUCAGAGACCACCACCCCCAUCACUACCACAGAGACCACCACCCCCACCACUACCACCACCACAGAGACCCCAACUGCAACACCCACCACCACAGAGACCACAACUCCCACAACCACAGAGACCACCACCCCCACCACUACCACAGAGACCCCCACCCCCAGCACUGCCACAGGGACCACCACCCCAAUCACUACCACAGGGACCACCACCCCAAUCACUACCACAGGGACCACUACCCCCAUCACUACCACAACCACAGUGACCCCAACCCCAACACCCAGCACCUCAGAGACCACCACCCCCAUCACUACCACAGGGACCACCACCCCCAUCACUACCACAGGGACCACCACGCCCACCACUACCACAGAGACCACCACCCCCAUCACUACCACAGGGACCACCACCUCCAUCACUACCACAGGGACCACCACGCCCACCACUACCACAGAGACCACCACCCCCAUCACUACCACAGAGACCACCACCCCCACCACUACCACCACCACAGAGACCCCAACUGCAACACCCACCACCACAGAGACCACAACUCCCACAACUCCCACAACCACAGAGACCACCACCCCCACCACUACCACAGAGACCACCACCCCCAGCACUGCCACAGGGACCACCACCCCAAUCACUACCACAGGGACCACCACCCCAAUCACUACCACAGGGACCACUACCCCCAUCACUACCACAACCACAGUGACCCCAUCCCCAACACCCAGCACCUCAGAGACCACCACCCCCAUCACUACCACAGAGACCACCACCCCCACCACUACCACAGGGACCACCACCCCAAUCACUACCACAGGGACCACUACCCCCAUCACUACCACAACCACAGUGACCCCAACCCCAACACCCAGCACCUCAGAGACCACCACCCCCAUCACUACCACAGGGACCACCACCCCCAUCACUACCACAGGGACCACCACGCCCACCACUACCACAGAGACCACCACCCCCAUCACUACCACAGAGACCGCCACCCCCACCACUACCACAGGGACCACCACCCCCAUCACUACCACAACCACAGUGACCCCAACCCCAACACCCAGCACCUCAGAGACCACCACCCCCAUCACUACCACAACCACAGUGACCCCAACCCCAACACCCAGCACCUCAGAGACCACCACCCCCACCACUACCACAACCACAGUGACCCCAACCCCAACACCCAGCACCUCAGAGACCACCACCCCCAUCACUACCACAACCACAGUGACCCCAACCCCAACACCCAGCACCUCAGAGACCACAACUCCCACCACUACCACAACCACAGAGACCCCAAGGCCUCCAUCUACCACUACCACCACAGAGACCCCAACUGCAACACCCACCACCUCAGAGACCACAACCCCUACCACCACCACAACCACGGGGACCCCAACCCCAACACCUACUACCACAGUGAAACCAGGUCCGCCACCUACCACCACCACAACCACAGAGACCCCAACUCCAACACCCACCACCUCAGAGACCACAACUCCCACCACUACCACAGCCACAGAGACCCCAAGACCUUCAUCUACCACAACCACCACAGAGACCCCAACUCCCACCACUACCACAACCCCAGGGACGCCAAGGCCUCCAUCUACCACCACCACCACAGAGACCCCAAGUCCAUCAUCCACUGUCACAGAGACUUCAGCUCCUACCACCAGCACGAGUACAGUGACCCCGAGCCCACCAUCUACACCCACCACAACUACCACCGUCUUUCCAAGCACCCCGACCACAUUGCCAUCCACAGCGACAAUCCCCAGUAUAACAGCCACGCCUGCACGGGAAACCACUACCACCCCAGCCACAUCCACGUCUACCACAGAAGGGACCACCACAGUGACACCAACCUCUCCGUGUUUGCCAGACUGCAGAUGGACUGGCUGGCUGGAUUCUGGUAAACCGAAUGAUACCAAAGCAGAUGGAGAUGUUGAAUCCCUUGAGAACAUCUGUGCGAGGGGCUGGGUAGCCAACAUCUCCUGCAGAGCGGCUGACUAUCCUAAGGUUCCCCUGCAAGAGCUUGAACAAACUGUGGUGUGUGAUACCUCUGUUGGGCUUGUGUGCAAAAACCAGGACCAGAAGUCAGGGGGAGCCACCUCCACGCCUGCCUGCCUCAACUAUGAGAUUGACGUCUACUGCUGUUUUGUUCCACAUUUCUGUGUCACCACACCUUCGACCAGCACCAUGGAGACCCAAACCACGACGCCCACUGUGACAGUGACCCCAAGCCAGCCAUCUACCACUACGUCAACAGAGACUCCAACCACAAUUCCCACUAUCACUUCAACUGGGAUUCCAACUCCGGCCUCCACCACUACCACAACAGAGACCUCACCUCCAACACCCACCACCUCAGAGACCACGACUCCCACCACUACCACAACCACAGAGACCUCAAGGCCUCCAUCUACCACCACCACCACAGAGACCCCAACUCCAACACCCACCACCUCAGAGACCACAACUCCCACCACUACCACAACCACGGGGACCCCAACCCCAACACCUACUACCCCAGUGAUACCAGGUCAGCCAUCUACCACCACCACCACCACAGAGACCCCAACUCCAACACCCACCACCUCAGAGACCACAACUCCCACCACUGCCACAACCACAGAGACCCCAAGUCCCACCACUACCACAACCCCAGGGACGCCAAGGCCUCCAUCUACCACCAUCACCACGGAGACCCCAAGUCCGACACCCAGCACCUCAGAGACCACCACCCCCGCCACUACCACAACCACAGAGACCCCAGCUCCAACACCCACCAGGACAGUGACGCCAGUCUGGCCGUCUACCACCACCACAGCUGUGGAGACCUCUAGUGCACCACUGACCCCAACGCUGACAGUGCCGACAGUCACUCCUGUGGGAGGCACCACCCUUCAAGGCUCGCCGACCCCAGGUCCCACCUCCUCGAAGACCACCCCCACCCCUGGAUCCACGACGGGGCUGCCUUUACCCAGCACAGGCCCUACCUCCAGCCCCACUGCCCCGCCUGCGUCAGCCACCUCCACAGGCGCUCCCACAUCAACAGGACGCCCGUCGACCACGCCAGAGUCCACCAGCACCUGGACCUCCAGUGUGUCCACCUCCACUGUGACCCCAGCAACCUCCCCCCACAUUACCACGAGCACUGGCGGGGUCACCUCCAUUACUGAAUGCUGCUUUUUGAAUGGGACCUACUAUGCCCCAGGCGAGCUGGUGUACAACGGCACGCAUGGAGACACCUGCUACUACGUGAACUGCUCGCUGAAAUGCGAGCUUGAGUUCUUCAACUGGUCAUGCCCGUCCACAUCCUCCCCAACACCCAGCCCAUCCACGACUACCACCUACGAAUCCAGUACAUCCAACCCAGUGGUCCCCGGGUGCCCGGACUUGGAUCCUCCCAGGGAGGAGAACGAGAGCUGGUGGAUGUGUAACUGCACCAAGGCCACCUGCAAGUACAACAACAUCGUGGAGCUCGUGAAGGUGAAGUGCGAGCCCCCGCCCAUGCCCACCUGCUCCAACGGCCUCACGCCCGUGCGUGUCGAGGACCCCGACAAGUGCUGCUGGCACUGGGAGUGCGACUGCUACUGCACGGGCUGGGGGGACCCGCACUACGUCACCUUCGACGGGUUCUACUACAGCUACCAGGGCAAUUGCACGUAUGUGCUGGUGGAGGAGAUCAGCCCCAAGGUGGACAACUUUGGGAUCUACGUCGACAACUACCACUGUGACGUCAACGAUGAAGUGUCCUGCCCCCGCACGCUCAUCGUGCGCCACGAGACCCAGGAGGUGCUGAUCAAGACCGUGCAGAUGAUGCCCAUCAGGGUGCAGGUGCAGGUCAACAGGCAGGCCGUGGCGCUGCCCUACACCAAGUUCGGGCUGCAGGUGUAUGAGUCGGGCAUCAACUACAUGGUGGACAUCCCCGAGCUGGGCGCCCUCGUCUCCUACAACGGCCUCUCCUUCUCCAUCCGGCUGCCCUACCGCCUGUUCGGCAACAACACGAAGGGCCAGUGUGGCACGUGCACCAACAACACCUUGGAUGACUGUGUGCUGCCCAGUGGGGAGAGCAUUGAUAGCUGUGAGAUCGCAGCUGACUACUGGGUGGUGAACGACCCCUCCAAGCCACGCUGUCCCCACACCAGCUUCACCACCAGGCGCCCGGCCACCUCGCCUUCAGCGGGCACCAGCAGCUCCUCCACGAAGAGCUGUGCAUCUCCGCUCUGUGAGCUCAUCAUGGACAGCUUGUUCGCCCAGUGCCACGCCCUGGCGCCCCCCCAGCACUACUAUGAAGCCUGCCUGUUCGACAGCUGCUACGUGCCUGGCUCGAACCUGGAGUGUGCCAGCCUGCAGACCUACGCGGCCCUAUGUGCCCAGGAGGGCAUCUGCGUGGACUGGCGGAACCACACCGGCGGGGCCUGCCCGGUGACGUGCCCCGCCCACCGUGAGUACCGGGCCUGCGGCCCCGUGGAGGAGCCCACCUGUAAGUCCAGCCCCUCCCAGCCGAACAGCACACGCCUGGUGGAAGGCUGCUUCUGUCCCGAGGGCACCACCAGCUUCGCGCCCGGCUUCGACGUCUGCGUGGACCUGUGCGGCUGCGUGGGGCCCGACAACGUGCCCAGAGAGUAUGGGGAACACUUCGAGUUCGACUGCAAGGACUGCAUUUGCCUGGAGGGCGGGAGCGGCAUCAUCUGCAAGCCCAAGACAUGCCGGCCGGAGCCCCGGCUGGAGUGCGAGGAGGACGGCACCUACCCGUUCACGGAGGUGGACCCCACCAACACCUGCUGCAACCUCACCUCCUGCAAGUGCAACACCAGCCUGUGCAGGGAGAAGCCCCCGCUGUGCUCACUGGGCUUCCAGGUGAAGAGCGAGAUGGUGCCUUGGAGGUGCUGCCCUCUGUACUCAUGUGUACCCAAGGGCGUGUGUGUGCUGGAGCAUGCUGAGUACCAGCCCGGCUCUCCAGUCUAUUCAUCCAAGUGCCAGAACUGCGUCUGCACCGACCGCAGGGACAAUGCCACGCAGCUCAACGUCAUCACCUGCAGCCACGUGCCCUGUAACACCACCUGCAGCCCCGGCUUUGAGCUGGUGGACGCCCCCGGGGAGUGCUGCAAGAAGUGUGAGCAGACCCACUGCAUCAUCAACCGGCCCGGCCAGCAGAGCCUGGUCCUGAAGCCCGGAGACAUGAAGAGUGACUCCCUGAACAACUGUACCUUCUUCAGCUGCGUGAAGAUACACAACCAGCUCAUCUCCUCCGUCUCCAACAUCACCUGCCCCGACUUUGACCCCAGCACCUGCGUCCAGGGCUCCAUCACGCUCAUGCCCAACGGCUGCUGCAGGAAAUGCGUCCUUCGCAAUGAGACCGGAGUCCCCUGCGCUACCGUCCCUGUCGUGAGGGAGAUUUCGCACAAUGGCUGCACCACAUUGGUCCCCAUGAACGACUGCUCUGGGUCCUGUGGGACCUUCGCCAUGUACUCGGCCGAGGCCCAGGCCCUGGACCACAGGUGCUCCUGCUGCAAGGAGCAGCGUACCAGCCAGCGUGAGGUGACGCUGCGGUGCCCGGACGGGGGCACGCUCCGCCACACCUACACCCACAUCGACAGCUGCCUGUGCCAGGACACCCUGUGCGAGCCGCCCGCCCAGCGCAGGGCCCGGCGCUCCUCGCCCCUCGGGGUGGCCCCUGGGCGGGGGUGAGGGGCAGGCCCGGCCCCCACCGUCCCGCGUCCCGUUCCCGCUGACCCCUCAGCUGCCUCGCCUCCUGGGCUGACUUUCUCUCUGCGGAUAUUUAUUUUCUGAGCCUUUGUUCGAUUCUUUGCU